AUGAUCGAUAAACCUCCCAUCAGAAUCGGAAAUGUCUCCGGCGCGACAGGCGACCACCCCCACGCCAUGGCGCGGAUGCUGCGCUCCGGCAACGUCCAAGUAAUCACGGGUGACUGGCUCUCCGAGAUGAACAUCGCCUGGAACGCCAUCACCAAGCGAGAUGUUGACCCGAACCUCGGCUACGAGAACGGCUUCUACAAGCAGCUCGAAGAAUGCAUCGACGACAUCAUGACAAAAGACGUCCGGGUCGUAACCAACGCCGGAGCGCUCAAUACCGUUGCGUUGUUCGACAAGAUCAAAGGACUGUGCAAGAGAAAAGGAUAUCAUGAGAGUGUGGCUGCCGCAGUUUUGGGAGACGAUGUCUCUGGGCUACUUCAAGACACUUCGAAGAGAGGGAAUUUGACAUUCCCGCACCUGGAUCAUCCGGAGACCACCCUCGAUGACUGGGGGUUUGAGCCAUGUUGUGGCAACGCAUACAUUGGCUGCUGGGGAAUCGUAGAGGCUCUCAAAGCAGGCGCGCGCAUCGUAGUCUGUGGACGAUGUACCGACGCUUCGCCCGUCAUGGGCGCCGCGGCGUGGUACUACGGCUGGAGAGAAGACCAACACCAGGAGCUGGCCGGCGCGCUGCUCGCGGCGCACUUGAUCGAAUGCGGACCGUACGUCGUAGGCGCCAACUUCUCCGGCUUCAAGGACUUCCUGCCAGAGCUGAUUGAUCUCGCGUUCCCUGUAGCUGAGAUUUCUCGCGACGGCGAAUGCGUCAUCAGCAAGACUAACGAGGGCGGGGGCCAUGUCACGCGGGACACCGUCACGGCCCAGCUGCUUUACGAGCUGCAGGGUCAUCUCUACCUCAACCCCGACGUGGUAGCCGACUUUUCCAAGGUCCGCGUCGAGGCGCAAAAAGGUUCCGAGGAAGAUCGCGUUCGGGUGUGGGGUGUCAAAGGGCUUGCGCCUCCGGCGACAACGAAGGUUAUGUUCGCUGCCGAAGGCGGCUACCAGGCCGAGGCAACAUUCUACAUCAACGGGCUUGACGUGGACGAGAAAGUGACCAUGAUGAAGAAUCAGCUGGGAUACCUGUUCAAGGAUAGUAAUUUUAGCAGGCUGAGCAUCGAGCAGUACGGCACACAGGCGCAGAACCCUAGCUCUCAGCAGAUGGGCACCGUACAGCUCCGCGUAUUCGCUCAGGCGCGAAAGAAAGAGGACAUUGCAGCCUUCAACUUCAAGGUUCCCAUUUAUGCCGUAAGAAUGCAGAGUUACCCCGGAUAUCACAUGUCGCUAGAUUUUCGCACCAUGGAUCCGAAGCCGUUCAUGGAGAUGUUCCCGGCACUGAUACCACAAUCAGCAAUCGACCAUCAAGUGCUCCUGGGCACAGGCAAGCUGAUCUCCGUGGCUCCGCCUCACAACACAGCGUUAUAUAAGGUCGAAAGACCGUCUGCCGACACGGUGGAGCCGAUUGAUAUCGUCUCUUUGGGUCCAACCGAGUUCGCGCCUCUGGGCAGUAUCGUCCACGCUCGUUCUGGCGACAAGGCCGACAACUCAAACGUGGGUUUCUUCGUUCGCAACGAAGAUGAGUAUCCCUGGCUACGGACCCUCUUGACCGUGAGUCGGCUGAAGCAGUUGCUGGGCGACGACUGGUACAAAAGUAACCCAGACCGAAGGGUCGAACGAGUCGAGUUCCCCGGUAUUAAUGCUGUGCAUUUCCGCAUCCUGGACAACUUGAAUGGAGGAAUCGCAUCAUCAGAUAGGAUAGAUGGCUUGGGCAAAGGGAUUGCUGAGUACCUGCGGAGUAGAUACGUUGAAGUGCCACGAGUAUUCUUGCAACGAGGUAGAAUUUGA
Messenger RNA from Colletotrichum orchidophilum, 1833 nucleotides. RefSeq lists its product as uncharacterized. The transcript is spliced from 2 exons. NCBI's taxonomy places the organism in Eukaryota, Fungi, Ascomycota, Sordariomycetes, Glomerellales, Glomerellaceae. The coding region runs from base 1 to 1833 and encodes 610 amino acids. The record is from RefSeq and is a predicted model, not a curated record.